AUGGGCAAGGAUAGGGAUAGCAGUACGUCCUUCACCUUCCCCUCAAUGUACGCGUUGCUACGCGGGGCGUUGCUCUCCAUCGUCCUCAUCUUCCUCAUCCAUGUCGUCCUCCAGAUCCAGACGGUCAGGUGGUACUCUCCCUCCCCCGAACCUUCUCCAGAGUGGAGCGUCUUCACUAUAUGGGACUGGGUGAAGGGCGGCGGCAGCGCCGCCAGCCUUGCCGAGACCACUUCGAGGCUGCGCGACGCGGUCGUCUUCCUCCCCCUGACGGACGCGAAGUUAACCGCGGAUGGGGAGACGUACUUCAUGCCCGCCCUGAACGACACCUACGACGGCGAGGAGGCGCAGCACCUCCGGUUCCCCUCGCCGGCCUCCGGUGGACGGCUGCUCUGCCUCUCCCGCAACCACACCGCCGACGGCACGAAGAAUUCCUACGCUCUGGCCUGGUCGGACGCCCUACCUGGCGGCGCUGCCCUCCUCCCGGGACUGACCUUCGUCUCCGACAUCUUCUACGAUUACAGAAACCUGUGGCACGGCCUGGGGGCAGUGGUUCCCUUCGUGAGCUGGUACAGGAGCAGCGGCUGCAAGCCGCCGGCGAGGUGGUUGCUGUACACGAGAGGGGAGCUGCAGAAAGUCAUGGGGCCCUGGGUCAGGGCCGUCACCGAAGCGGCCAUGGGCCAAGAUGUGAGGAUCGAGACCAUCGGAGAUCCCUCCCAGCCGACCUGCUUCGAGGAGGCCGUCGUCUUCCGCCACAACGAGGGAAGGAUGUCCAUGCGGAAGAGAGGAGAAACCUACGACAUGCUGCGCUGCAAGGCGAGAGCACUCUGCAACGCCACCUCCGCCGGCGACGACGACGAGAGAGGGGGGUCCCCGGUGGUCCGCAUGACGGUCCUGAUGAGAACGGGAACGAGGUCCUUCAAAAACGAGUCGGCCGUGGUCGAGGCCUUCCGGCGGGCCUGCGCCGGCUUCGGCGAGUGCCGGCUGACGGUGGCCUGGACGGAGAAACUGGAGAGCUUCUGCGACCAGGUGAAGCUGAUGAGCGACACGGACGUGCUGGUGUCGCCGCACGGGGCGCAGCUGACUAACAUGAUCUUCAUGGACCAGAACAGCAGCGUGAUGGAGUUUUUCCCGAACGGGUGGCUCGAAAUGGCGGGGCCGGGGCAGUACGUCUACCAUUGGCUGGCGGCGAAAUUGGGGAUGCGCCACAGGGGGGCCUGGAGAGACCCCACCGGGGUGGCCUGCGACUUACCGAAGACGGACCCCCGAUGCUUCAGCCUGUUCUACAAAGACCAGCUGCUCGGCCACAACGAGACCCAUUUCAUCAAUUGGACGGCCGCCGUGCUCGCCCAAGCGAGGGAGUACAAGCUCAGCAAGGUUUCUGCCGUCGAGGGCGGGCAGACCCAGCAGCAGCGCCGGUCACGUGGCUGUCCUUGUGGUGGGUAG
Molecule: messenger RNA, 1443 nt
Organism: Spirodela intermedia
Lineage: Eukaryota; Viridiplantae; Streptophyta; Magnoliopsida; Alismatales; Araceae
Source: the annotation of a GenBank genome assembly